AUGUCGAAAGUCAGCGUUAAGACAACCUUCGAGGCGUCGCGCACACUACGCCCCAUCUACACCGGAGGCAGCACAUCUCUCGAUGCCAGUGGCCGUCUACUGGCAACCAGCGUGGGUGAAGAUGCGCUCAUUCUCGACCUGAAGACGGGCGACCAGCUGGCCAGUCUGGAAGGAGAUGGAGAACUGGUGACAAGCCUGGCGAUAACCCCGUCGGCCUCGCACGUGAUUGUCUGCUCGCGAUCCAUGUCGAUGCGCAUUUAUUCCUUGACACCCUUCGAUGAAGAAACAGGAACAAUUGAGGCGCAGCUUCUGAGGACUCUGAAACCACACACAUCUCCUGUCGUCACCACAGCGAUAGACUCGACCAGUACACUGCUGGCCACAGGAGGUGCAGACGGGUCUAUCAAAGUGUGGGACAUCCGAGGAGGCUACAUUACGCACACAUUCCACGGCCAUGGAGGUGUCAUUUCAGCACUAUGUUUCUUUGAGGUAUCUGCGCCGAGCCAUGAGACCACUGAGACUGCCGACCAGAAGAAGAAAUCGCGACGGAAAGGUGGGAAGCGGGAAGACACGGAGAUGGAGGAUUUUGAUCCUACACAAUCGUCUGCCUCGACGGCUGGAUUCCGACUGGCAUCCGGGGAUGAGGAGGGCAAAGUGCGUGUGUGGGAUCUUCACAAGAGAAAGUCUAUCACUGCACUGGAAUCUCAUGUUUCUGUUGUCCGAAGCCUUUCCUAUUCGACCGCAGAGAAUGCGCUGCUCUCCGCAAGUCGAGACAAGACCAUAAUUCUAUGGGACGUACGGACGUGGAAAAUUCGUCGGAUUAUUCCGGUCCUGGAGUGUGUUGAAGCGGCCGGAUUCAUCGCCGAUAGUGCUCUUUGCUUCACAGGUGGUGAGAAUGGCAAACUGCGCAUCUGGGAUGGAAACAGAGGAGGCGAGGUGACCGAGGAGCAGGAAGCAGGCUCAGAGCUUGACGCCAUUAUUGCAACUCAAUACACACCGGGUUUGCCCUUUGUGAUGACCGUUCAUGCCGACCAGACGCUCCGGCUGCACUCGGUAGAACCUCUGGCAAACUACAAGCCUGGGUCUGCUGUAGCGCCACUACCAGUUAUUCGCCGCAUCUCAGGAAAUGAUGACGAGGUUAUUGACCUGGCCUACGUGGGACCUGAUCGGUCGCUGUUGGCCAUGGCGAACAACACAGAGAGUAUCCGAGUCGUCUCUAUGGGAACAUCCGCGCACUCGCAAGGCGAUGCGGCUGGACGUGAUGGGUAUUUCGGCGCGGACGUCACGCAUCUCGAGGGCCACGAAGACAUCAUUAUCUGCCUCGAUGUCGACUGGUCUGGCUAUUGGCUCGCAACAGGCGCAAAGGAUAAUACUGCGCGCCUCUGGCGACUAGAUCCCCAAUCAUCCUCGUACACUUGUGUUGCUGUUUUUACGGGCCAUGCAGAAUCCCUUGGUGCAAUUGCUCUGCCGCGAACACCUCCACCAUCGAGCUCUGCUGCUUAUACUGAUCCGUUGAAUCACCCCCCUGCAUUUCUGCUCACGGGCUCGCAGGACCGGACCAUCAAGCGUUGGGACACAGGCAAAAUCAAGAACCUUCAGUCCUUUACACCACAUACGCCCAAGGCAGUAUAUACUCGGAAGGCCCACGAUAAGGACAUUAACUCUCUUGACGUCAAUCACACGUCUGCGCUGUUUGCUUCUGCCUCCCAGGACCGGACUGUUAAGAUUUGGUCAGCUGAAGAUGGGUCAGUUAUAGGCAUCCUACGGGGCCAUAAAAGGGGCGUGUGGUCUGUCCGGUUUGCUCCUCGAGACACACCCAUUAUCAGCUCGAAUGCGGGCACCAGCACGAGCCGGGGCGUAGUGGCGACUGGUUCGGGCGACAAGACGGUGAAAAUCUGGAGUUUGUCCGACUACAGCUGUCUCCUUACCUUCGAAGGCCACACCAACAGUGUCCUCAAAGUUAUAUGGCUUCCACCUCCGCAGCUAUCUACUGGCGGUGACAAGGAAGGGAAGGAUGAAAUUACAGCCCGACAUGCUGCUGCGGUCCGUCCUCUUGUCGCCUCUGCGGCAGCUGACGGGCUCGUCAAGAUAUGGUCACCUUACACAGGCGAGCUCGAGACUACGCUGGACAAUCAUACUGACCGCGUCUGGGCCUUGGCUUGCCCGACUCCGUCCGGAUCCCGAGCGGAUAUCAAGUCUUCACACUCUGCUGCGAACACCUCAUCUUCUCAAAGCACCAAUCCUAGUGACUCUCCUUAUGCCCUCGUCUCGGGUGCAGCAGACGCCACCGUGACAUUUUGGAAGGAUACUACUUCGGCCACACUUUCCGCCGCCGUUACGGCAAACUCUGCUCGGAUCGAACAAGACCAGCAAUUACAAAACUAUAUCCGUGCUGGAGCAUACCGUGAAGCCAUUACCCUUGCCCUGCAGCUCAACCACCCGGGCCGCCUCCUCUCUCUCUUCACAGCUGCUAUUGAAGAGGCAGAUGAGAAAACCGCCUCUGACAAUGGUGACGAUGAUGACACGGAGAGAAAGAAUAGCAGCAGCUUGACUGGAAGCCCUGCUGUCGACUCAGUCCUGCAGUCCCUCGACCGAGAAAAUCUGUAUCUGUUGCUUCUUCGCGUGCGAGACUGGAACACCAACGCGCGCACGGCUAAGGUUGCGCAACGUAUUCUGUACGCUCUGUUCCGGUCGUACCCGGCCUCGGUGUUCCUCGAGCUCGCCACCUCUCCUCCAGCUUCAAUCUUGAGAAGACGUGGCAAGAAGGGGGCCGACAACAUGGGUAUGAAAGAGAUCCUGAACGCGCUGGCGGCGUACACGGACCGACACUACCGACGGAUCGAAGAGCUCUUCGAUGAGAGCUACGUGAUCGAGUGGAUUCUCGACGAGAUGGACGGUGGUAUGGGGCUAGGCGCCUCAUCAUCGUCGUCAUCUUUUCUUCCCGGAUUCAACAACCAGUCCAAUGGCGACCUCAAUGCAAAUGGAGUAGAAGAGAAGUCCAUACCAGAUCACGAAAAGGAUAUUAUAAUGUUAGAGGCGUAA
Molecule: messenger RNA, 3042 nt
Organism: Rasamsonia emersonii CBS 393.64
Lineage: Eukaryota; Fungi; Ascomycota; Eurotiomycetes; Eurotiales; Trichocomaceae
Product: Small nucleolar ribonucleoprotein complex subunit
Exons: 3
Coding region: 1-3042 (1013 amino acids)
Biological process (GO): endonucleolytic cleavage in 5'-ETS of tricistronic rRNA transcript (SSU-rRNA, 5.8S rRNA, LSU-rRNA); endonucleolytic cleavage to generate mature 5'-end of SSU-rRNA from (SSU-rRNA, 5.8S rRNA, LSU-rRNA)
Cellular component (GO): 90S preribosome; small-subunit processome; nucleolus
Molecular function (GO): protein binding; U3 snoRNA binding
Source: RefSeq, a predicted model, not a curated record